ACAGGUCUGAUCCCACCUGGUUCAGAUUACAAAGAAAGUACAGGUGCAUUAUUCAGGGACCACCUACAGUAUAAUUUAUUUACAGGAACCUCCAACACAGCUCAUGAAGCUCAGAAGAGGACCAGCAAACAGUUCCUGGCAGCAGCAGGGGAGCAGGAGCGGCUGGAACUGGUGCGGCACAAAGAGAGGUGUAUCGCGGACCUGGACGGCCGCCUGGAGGCCCUGCUCAAAGACAAGGAGGAGCUGGAGCAGCGGCUGGCCAUGCAGGACUGCCAAGUGAAUGAGCUGCAGCAGCACGUGCAGCUCAUGAUGGAGAAGAACAACGCCAAGCAGGAAGUCAUCCUCAAGCUCUCCGAGCAGGUGGCCGCCUGCAUGGCUGACCCCCAGCGUACCGUAGCCAACUCCAUGGGCACAGAUACCUUCUGCAGGCUGCAGGAGAAGAUUGAGCACCUCAAGGACGAUAUAGAGGCGCACAAGAUCCAAAACAAGUUCCUCAACUCUGAAGUCUACCAGCUUACUAAGCUGUGGAGGAACAGUUCAGAAGAGGAGAAGGGCCUCCUGAUGAAGUGUGCCUACCUGGAGGCCAAAAGCUGCCAGAUUGAGAGCAAGUACCUGGUCAUGCUGUGCAGGCUGCAGGAGAGCAAAGGGCUGGACAGCAGUCAGCAGGAGAUGGUGAAAAGGCUCAUUGAGGACGCACUGCAGGGAGACAAGAAGGAUGUCUUUAAACUCAACCCUGUCAGUGAGUACGACGACUAUGGAUUCAAGACCAUUCCUGAUUAUGAAGUAGAGGACGUGAAGCUCCUGGCCAAAAUCCAGGCCCUGGAGAUCCGUUCCAACAACCUGCGCAACAAUGAGAUGGAGGACAAGCCUUUGCGGACCAGGUGGGCUAACUACCUGGCCAGCUGUCCCUUGGACCAGCUGGCUCCCUCCCCGGAGCUGAAGGGCCUGAUCCGGUGUGGGAUCCCUGUGGAGUACCGGGAGCAGGUGUGGCGCUGGAUCGUGAGGACACGGAUGCAGGUCUAUAGGAAGCGGAAUCCCAAUCGCUACCAGGAGCUGAGGAAGCACUGCGAGGUGUCGGAGCACCCGGCCUCGUGGCAGAUCAAGCUGGACCUGCACCGCACCCUCACCAGCAAUAAGCACUUCUCCUCGCCCACCUCCGACGCAGUCCAAAAGCUGCAGCGCAUUCUGCUAGCCUUCUCCUGGCAAAACCCCACCAUCGGCUACUGCCAGGGCCUCAACCGGUUGGCAGCUAUUGCACUUUUAGUUCUGAAGGAUGAAGAGGAUGCCUUCUGGUGUCUGGUGGCUGUUGUUGAAAUCAUAAUGCCACAAGACUACUACAGCAAAACCCUCACUGCCUCUCAGGCUGAUCAGAGGGUGUUCCGUGACUUUCUUGCUGAGAAGAUGCCUCGCCUGACGGCCCACUUCAAGGAGCACAGCAUCGAUCAUUCCCUCAUCACCUUCAACUGGUUCCUGGUGGUCUUCGUGGAAAGUCUGGUCAGCGACAUCCUGCUCAGAGUGUGGGACGCUUUCCUCUAUGAGGGCACAAAGGAAACUAAUGAACAUAGCAUUUAAUGAUAUGAAUCCCUUCCCUAUGAAGCUGCUGAAGAACAGACGAGAGUUUCACAUGUAGAGGCUGACAGCCGAGCUGCAGGAGCUGGAGAGGAUACAGGAGGAGUUUGUGAAAGAACAACAAGUGGAGCGCAAAGACAAGGACCUGGACACUGCUGUCAGCAAAGACGAAGAAGUAAUACAGACUGCAGUUAGCUUGCAUCACAUGUCCUGACGUUAUUGAAAAAUUACACAUCACUGAUACUAUUUAAACUAAUUUGUUUGCCUUAUUAUUCCCUGCUGUGGAAUAUAGUGGGGCUUACAUAUUGUGUAUGUCACACAUACAUCUAACUGUUAUCCUUUGUCUGUUGUUGAGUAUAUAGGUAUGUCAGACUUACAUUUUUAUAUGUACAGUUCGGCUCUUAUUUUGUAAUGGCGCAUGAUGUACCGACAUACUUGUUUUAGAGUCAACAAAUUAAGUUUACCAAACCUGUCAAAAUGCAGAAUAUUAAUGGAAAUAGGUGUGUUGGUAAUACACACACACACUACAUCUCUGAAUGCUUGACUUCAAAUCCAGUUUAAGUCACAUGAAAGGAGUAUGGUGGUCCUAAGCCCUCGGCUUCCACAAACACAAAACCAACACACAGUGCAGCACAAUUGGCACAAAGGAUAAACCUGUUUCUUAUCUCAUAAAACAGCCUUUUACUAUAAUUAUCAUCUGUCAGUCUCUGAAUUUCUUCAAUCAGCAGUUCCAUUCCACUCAGAUCAGUUCAGUAAAUUAAUUAUUUUGUAGUUUCCCAAGAAAACAAACUCAUUGGAGAUCUUGAAAAUUAAUGUCUUGAAAUGUGAUUAAUUUAGGCCAGGCUAAUCUGAACAAGUACAGAGAUUCCAGUUACUUUUCAGACCGGCAACCAGGUUCCAGAUUUUCUAAACGAGACUAUCUCUGAAAUAAACUUAUUUUAUGCAUUGGUUGUUUGUUUAUAUUCCUGUAAAUUGCAUAGUUCAGUUAUUGCUAAGUUAAGAGGAAGACGUUGCUUUGUUUAAUUAUGUUAAAUUGUAUGGCAAUCCUUCAUGAUUUGCAUGAAUUCACUUAGGUUUAGAGGUACAGUUUUAAUUCAUGUACCUCUGAUAAACCUAAACUAAGUGACAAAAGCAAAAACACAAACGUUUUUUACUUGAGCUUGAAAAGGAAAAAAUAGGAUGAAUACAGUGCUAUAUAUACUGUGUGUGUGUAUAUAUAUAUAAUAUAUAUAUAUAUAUAUAUAAUUGGUCGCUACAUAUAGAUUUUUCAACGCUGGUAAAAUGUUUAAUUCAGUAAUGAUUUUAAAAAUGUUUAUUUUUUAAUUUUUUAGGGAUGCAAGACAUGUAACAACUUCGUGUCUAAAGUUUUUAAAUGCCAACUGUUAAAUAAAUAGAAUUAUGGAUAUUAAUGUGUUGAUAGUAGGGAUAGCUUUUGUGACUGGAGCAUGGCUGCAUUGUCUAUUGCGCUGAAUUUUAACCAAUUUUAACAGAUUGUUCCCAUUAUUCUUAUUUUUUAUUUUAGCUUUUCUCUUCAAAUAUUUUUUUAGAAAACAAAAAUGCACAAACAAAAUCUCAACGCGUUUCGUCUUAUUCAUGAGUAGACUUAAUUUGAUACAGAGGAACACCCCUUUUUUAUACACUCAAUUUUCCACAGGUGAUUAAUCACCUUUUAAGAGAUGGCUCAGUUGACAAACAACUCUUGAGAAGGGAAACUUUUGUGAUAUUUUUUUUAAUUCUGUUCCACCACAUGGCCUUAAUGAAGACUUUAAAUAUGGGUAUUUUUUGUAGAAUGUAUGUUUGUAUGUAUACAGUAUAUACCUCUGUUCAUUAUUCAAGUUGCAGAGUAAAAAGAAAAAAGUAACUUAGUAAAAGAAUAUUUAGUGGUAUGAAAAGUUUUGUGUUGACGUACAGAUUGAGUGUUUAAAAUAAUAUAAAAAGUAUGGUCUUCUGCCUUCUGUUGUCAUUUCUGUACCUAAUUUCAGUUGUUUUUGAUUGUUCUGAUUGUCAAUUGAAGGUUUGUGACGUAAAGGUGAUUAAUCGCCUGUGGAGAAUUGAGUGUAAAAAAAAAAAAGGGGUGUUCCUCUGUAUCAAAUUAAGUUUACUCAUGAUUAAGACUCUGUCGAAACACGUUGAGAUUUUGUUUGUGCUUUUUUCUUUACUAAAAAAUGUGAAGAGAAAAGCUAAAACAAAAAAUAAGAAUAAUGGAAAAAUGUGUUAAAAUAAAUUAUUUUUGUGAAGAAUGGGUUGUCUUUUUCACUCGAAUCACUGUAUAAGGGCCUGUUGGCAACCAAUACAAGCUGCCUUUAUUUUCUCAGGUGUUGCCAGGUUGAUUACCUGGUCAAAGACUAAACACAUACAUGUAAAACAUUUAGAACAUAUUUGUAUUCUGUAUUUGUAUAUUAUGAUAUUUGAUUGGAUUUUUUAUGUACGUAUUAUUGCACAAUAGGGAGAAUUAACGAGAACAUUUCUAAUAUUUAGGCGUUCAUUUUUGUAUUGCUGUUUUAUAAUGUGAUGGCAAUCUGAACUAUAGUCAAAGUCUCUCAAAGUGAAUUAUUAUUUUAGGAAAGUAUUACGGCACAAGCACUUAUAUAUUACCAGUGUCACUCUCCUCACAAGGUUAAACUGUGAAACCCAGAACAUACUUUAACUGGCUGAGAUGAGCCCUUUUCAAGGCAUUUUCUCUGCUGUAAUAUAACAGAACUUGUUUUUUGAUGAAAUGGUGUGCAUUUUUUGCAUCCUUUGUGUAAGGUAUUUGAACUGAAAAACAUCAAAUACUGGUAUUAUCAUUGUGUUGUUUUAGAUUUGUUAAACAAAAUCUUAUUCUACUGAAAAUAUUUCUCUUUUGUUUCUAUAAAGGUUUAUAUAAAUACAGUAAUAACAUUUGCAGUGGAUAAACACUUCAUUUAUUAAUUUGUCCCACAGCAAAUUCAGAAAGGAUUGUUCUACAACAGUGUUAAUACCUCCCUUUAGUUUACUGAUAAUAAAUGUUAAUAAAAAACAUUAACUAAUAUUAAA
Molecule: messenger RNA, 4584 nt
Organism: Acipenser ruthenus (sterlet)
Lineage: Eukaryota; Metazoa; Chordata; Actinopteri; Acipenseriformes; Acipenseridae
Product: TBC1 domain family member 2A-like
Exons: 7
Source: RefSeq, a predicted model, not a curated record